CAACCGCCAUUGAAUCAGUGUGAUUGGUGCCGUAGUGCAACAAGCAAGACGUGUCAUUCCGUGCCGAAAACGAGCGUUUUGAUUAUUAUUUUGGCCUAUCGAUGAACGCGCAAAUGUCGAGUCCAGAAGAAAGUAAAUUAAAAGGUGGACAUGCUCCCGCGGUGAAAGCAGGCGGAAUGAGAAUUACCCAGCAUAAAACACCAAAAGAGGAACGUGAAAUAAAGCCAGUUAAGGAUGUCGAUGAAAAUAAACCGUCGAGUAGCCCGCCUAAAACCCUGAUGAUCAGUGGAUUCCCUGCAAAGGGAAAUGCAGAUUUUCCUCCAGAGGCUGUGCAAGUCUUCCAUGAAAAGCCUAUACCAACUCAUGAUGCACGUCCAGCACACAGUUCACGUCCCAUCAUCAUUCAACAGCCAAGGAAAUGAACAAUAUGCAUAUUGUUUGUCAACUGAGGGCUACCAGGGAGAAUGUUAGCCUAUAUACUCCUGCAUUAAAUUAAAAAGAAAAAGAAAACAAAAAAAAGAAUGAUAAAUAUAUAUAUGUACGUGUACUUAAAAGUUUCUCUGGGGACACUAGGAUUUUGUGCAUCUACAAUUUCCUAGACACACCCAAGUUUGUCAUCCAAGAAGCUUUGGUUUCAUGCAACAUGAAACAAAGUACCUCGCGAGAGUUUAUUACUGUUAUUAAGAGAAAAGAUGAAUUUAUUUUUAAAAGAGUGCCACGAGAAUUCCUGUACCGGCAUUUAAACGAACGACUUACUCUGUUUCUUUCAAAAUAUUGCUCAUCUUAUCGCAUGUACGAAAGUUGUUAUAUCGGUAGCACGCUUUUAUCUCGAUUCUGUAACUAAGAUGCUUUAUCAAGAGCGUUAUGGUAGAAUAUUUGUAACAGUCUUCGGGGACCAGUUAUGCAUUUCAAGUUGUAGUUUUCGAUAAAGCUAUAUCACUAUAGCUAUAUCACUACUGUAUUUUUCUUGUAGUUUUCCACAUUUUAACCCUCGGUCGAUCCUAGGUGUCGUAGGAAAUUCAAUCGACCCGUAACACGUAGGUUUUCACUAAAGAAACCAUACUACUUUGCGAGUGUUAACGUUAAGCGUGUAAAUGUCGUACGAGAUUCGUAACGUUGGCCACAGUUUGUACGAGACAUGAAGA
Habropoda laboriosa is the source of this 1145-nucleotide messenger RNA. RefSeq names its product death-associated protein 1. The transcript is spliced from 3 exons. NCBI's taxonomy places the organism in Eukaryota, Metazoa, Arthropoda, Insecta, Hymenoptera, Apidae. Gene Ontology annotation, biological process: negative regulation of autophagy; apoptotic signaling pathway; cellular response to amino acid starvation. The coding region runs from base 102 to 422 and encodes 106 amino acids. The record is from RefSeq and is a predicted model, not a curated record. Gene Ontology annotation, molecular function: death domain binding.